This is a messenger RNA of Cuscuta epithymum, 1248 nucleotides long. NCBI's taxonomy places the organism in Eukaryota, Viridiplantae, Streptophyta, Magnoliopsida, Solanales, Convolvulaceae. The record is from the annotation of a GenBank genome assembly.
ACAUCAAACCUCAUCCAAAACAAUCCGGCUCACAACCCCCACGUUUUACUUCAUUUUCCAUUAUCACACCCACCCACGUAGACAACGCGAACAUGGCGAUGGCAAUACCCAGGCCGCCGGCAACCAUGUCCUCCACGACGGCCUCUUCAAGUUCCAAUCGGAAGCCACCGUUUUCAUCAUCCGCCACCAUCUCCAUCAAAUCCCAUCGGAGCCCGGGAGUUUCAAGAAGAGAUUUGUUGAGCGCGGGGCUGAGUUUCGUGCCUCUGCUCACCAUUCCAACAAAACCCAAGGAAGUUGAAGUUGGAUCUUACCUCCCUUCUUUUCUCGUCUACAAAGCUAAACCCACCAUUCACACUGCUUCCGUUGAUUUCAGGAAAUGUACAGCCAUACACAUUUAUUCUUCCUCCUACAUGGAAACAUCCUCGUACGGAAAACAUAUCUUAUGGGAACUACUGCCAACCAAAGUGUGCAGAGUCCAGAUGAAGUCCUCAAAACAUCCAUUUAGAAGUGUGGUGAUCUAAUGUACUGCAGGUUUGCUCUUAAAGCUCGUUAUGAAUUUACUGGGUCCCAAAACCUUGUGGAAGCAACAGCAGUUGGAGAUACAGUGCCAAUAAAAAACAUUGGAAUUCAUCCACUAGAAGAUUUGGAACCAAUCCUUGAUUUCUUUCAUGGGAAAAGUCUGUGUAUCUUCCAUUUUUGUUCAUUCUGUAGUUGUAUUCCAUAUUUCCAUCUAGGUGUGAGUCUGGCCAGAGUUCCGAAACUUGACCUAGACUGGGCAGGUAAAAAAACUCAACUGGAACCCGGUUUUUGGUUCCAGAUCUGAACCAGUAUGGUACAAGUUCAAACUGGGUCCAUUUUUUUCAAAACCGGAUCAGUUUCGGUUCUUUCUUUGGAAAAUUUGCUGAAGAACUGGACCUCAUGCAUAACUGACCCUAGAACCACAGCCUGAUAUACUUGGAUACUUUUAUGGCUAGGUGUACUUUUGGACAUAUAAUCAGCUUGACUGGGACCAGAUGGUGUCGCCCUUAAUUCCAGUUUACAUAAUACUGCGUACUUACCAUCAAUUGGUCAAACAGCUACUUCUUUCAUAGUUUAUAUUGUUUAAUAUUCUUCUAUAAGUAAAUAGCAUUGAUGCUUUAUUCAAUGUAAAUCUGGAUGUAGUUUGUAAAUAUGUAUAGUUUAAUUUUAUAAGUUUUGGUGUGCUUGAGUACUACGGGGUUACUAUAAUGUAAAAUAUAUCUCGUGACA